UCUUAGGGCCCAUGUGACUCCAGGCAGCUCACAUCAGGAGCUACGCUGAACAAAAUGCAGGUCUUCACUGGAGCAAAAACAAUGUCCUCAAGUAAAUAACACAGGGGCAUGAAGUAAUAGUCUAUCUUACCAGCAAUCUGAGGUGGUCUGUGGAUAUUAUAUUGACUUUGUGGAUCAUUUAUUAUUUGUCUAAUGGAUUAUUGGAAGAGAGACAAUGGAAUUUUAAAACAACCUGACAUCUUUCACCACUUGUGAGAAGAGGAUCUCAGAGGAACCCACCCUCUUCACGUGGAUGACAACUUUAGGGACCACAAGUUCAGUUGGAAUUUGGAUGUGGUCUGGACGCAAGGUUGACAAUGUCUUCAUGCUGGACCAGUCACUGAAUACAGUUCAGGAUAGCCUGCGUGGGUCAGUCUGAGCCGCGAUGGGGAGUCGAGAUUGGGAGGUGGCGUUCGUCGUCAGGUUUGCCCUCUUGCUGCUGAUGAGGCCAGGAAUGCUGGCUAUGGAGAUUCCACAGGAUGUUCCUCAGCCCCCUACUAUCAUAAAACAGUCUGUGAAGGACCAUAUAGUGGAGCCCAGAGACCCUGUCGUCAUUGAGUGUGAAGCUACAGGCAAUCCACAGCCAGCGUUCACCUGGACGAGGGAUGGGAAGUACCUGAACGUGGCGCGGGAUUCCCAGGUGACCAUGAGGCGGCGUUCCGGAACGCUGGAGAUCUUCUUCUACGGCAAGCCGGAGGACUACGAAGGGGAAUACCAGUGCACCGCCACCAACGAGUACGGUUCAGCCGUCUCCAGCAACAUCAACCUCAGGAUCUCCAAGGCGCGCUCGUGGCCAAAGGAGCACCAGGAGCCAUUGACGGUGUUCGUGGGAGAGCCACUGGUGUUGCAGUGCAACCCCCCUCCCGGACCCCCUGAACCCACUACCUACUGGGUCAACAGCUCGAUGGUGCCCAUCAAGCAGAGCCGUAGGGUGUCCAAGGCGGAGAACGGAGAUCUGUAUUUUGCCUACGUGCUGCCAGAGGACGCCAACACAGACUACUGCUGCACCGCACGCUUCCCCUACUCCUACACCAUCCACCAGAAGAGCGCUGUCAUCCUACAGGUACUGACAGUACGCAGGCCGUCUGAGAAGGCUCCCGCUUUCAUGUACCCGCCGAAGAAGGCCACCUCCAAAACUGUCCUCGUGGGGGAGGAGUUUGUGGUGGAGUGCUUUGCAACAGGAGUUCCUCCUCCAGUGAUGAAGUGGACUAAGGACUGGGGCGAGGUGUCCCUGGAUGGAAAGCGACUGGAGAGCUUCAACAAGCGGAUUCGUAUCCUGUCAGCCACCGCUGAGGACGCCGGAGACUACACCUGCACCGCCUCCAACAAGAUGGGAUACGUGGAGCGCACCAUUCACGUCACUGUCAAAGGUGCUCCAUUCUGGUUGGAGAAGCCGAAGAAUCUGAUUCUGUCCCGGGACGCCAGUGGAAGGAUGACGUGCCAAGCAGAUGGCAUCCCCCGACCCACCAUAAAGUGGCUCAUCAACGGCAUGCCAGUGGACGAGGCGGAGCCGGUGCCAGGCAGACAGGUGUCGGGGGAGACUCUGAGCUUCAAAGGCGUGACGGAGGCCACCACAGCUGUGUACCAGUGCAACGCCUCCAACCCCUACGGCUACCUCCUGGCCAACGCAUUCAUCAGCGUCAUGGACCAGCAGGCGCGUAUCCUGGGCCCCAGGGAUCAGCUGGUGAAGGUCAUCGAAGGUCGAAAGACGGCGCUAGACUGCCCUUACUUUGGAGCCCCCGCCCCAGAGCUUAACUGGUCAAAGGGUGGAGUGGGAAAGUUAGAGGGUGGUCGCUACAAGGUCUACAAAAACGGAACACUGGAGAUCCGCAAGACGCGAUUGGACGACCAUGGCACGUACAUGUGCAUCGUCAGCAACAUCAUUGGUCGAGACGAAAACCAGGUCACGCUGGAAGUAAAAGAGCCCACUCAGGUCUUCCAGAAGCCCCAGAACGUGGUGAUUCUGCGUGGCGGAGAUGCCAAGUUCGAGUGCGCAGUGAAGCACGACGAGAGCAUGAUGCCCUCUGUUCACUGGGAGAAGAACAACAAGACCCUGUACAUCGGGCGGAGGAUGAUAAAGGAGGAGGAGUCUCUGACCAUCCUGAAUGUCAACAAGGCGGACGAGGGUCUCUACAGCUGUGUUGUCAAAACAGAACUCGAUGACAUCAUAGUGUCCGCUCGACUCAAAGUCAUGGAUCGUCCUGAUGCGCCGACAGACCUGGAGAUAUCAGAGCCCUCGGAGCGUAGCGUGCGGCUCACCUGGAAACCCGGCGACAGCAACCACAGCCCAAUCAGAGAGUACCUGGUUCAGGUGAAGGAGGAAUGGUGGUUCCCCUCGGCGUGGAGUAACCUGACCUCGUAUCCCGGCAACCUGAACUCGGUGGUGCUGCAGCUGUCUCCGUAUCUUAGCUACCGCUUCCGCAUCAUCGCCGUCAAUGGUAUCGGCCAGAGCCAGCCCAGCCGCGCCACCGACUACUACCAGACUGGCGGAGCAGUGCCAGAUGCCUACCCGAAGAACAUCAAAGGAGUGGGGAGUGGGCUAUGGAGAAACAACAUGGAAAUCACAUGGGAGCCUCUGCCGGAGCGUGACUGGAACGGGCCCUAUCUGCAGUACAUGGUGUGGUGGAAGAGGCGCGAGUCCAAGGAGGAGUGGAAGAACGUGACCACUAGGUGGUGGUGGCACACCAUCUACGACACCGACACCUUCACCGCCUACGAGAUCAAGGUGCAGGCCAUCAACUCCUUUGGCUACGGACCAGAGUCGCCCGUCGUGAUCGGAUACUCGGGGGAGGACCGUCCUCUGGAGGCUCCAUUGGAGCUGAGUGUGUUUGAUAUUGAGAGCACAUCUGCUACUGUUACCUGGCAACCUGUGGUCGCCAGCAGCAUCAUGGGAGAACUCAAGGAGUACAAGGUGUACUUCUGGAGGGAGAGCAGCCAGCUGCCGUGGCUGAGUGUCAGUCGGAGGACUAAGUCCAAAGGUUUCGGCUCGUCGUCGGGCGAGCGGCUCUCGGGGGAGGUGACUGGGUUAAUCCCUUACAGCAACUACCGCAUGUACAUAGUGGUGGCCAACAACCGCUACGAGGGGCCUGCCAGCGCCACCAUCGAGUUCCAGACGCCAGAGGGAGUGCCAUCAGCUCCGCGCUCCUUCAAGAUCCAGCAUCGCCACCUGGACACCAUCUAUGUGGAGUGGGAGAGGCCUGCAGAGCCCAAUGGCAUUAUCACCGGAUACAUACUCAGAUACCAGCAGUUAAAUGCCAGUAGAGGAGAGAAGAUCCGCGAGGAGCAGUUCACACCCAAUCACACCUACUUCUCCGUGCAGCGAUACGACCGCUACACGCGCUACAAGUUUUCCGUUGCCGCACAGACAGAGGUCGGCACCGGGGAGUUUUACACAGAGGAGUCGCCGCAUUUCACAGAAGCGUACUCGACUGAUCAGGUGGACCUGGCCACUCAGGGCUGGUUCAUCGGGCUGAUGUGUGCCAUCGCCCUCCUCGUCAUCAUCAUGCUGGUGGUGUUCUUCAUCAAGAGGAGCCGAGGGGGCAAAUACCCAGUGAGAGACAAAAAGGACUUUUCUCUGGAGCCAUUGGACGAUAAGGACCAGGAGGGCACAUUUGAUUAUCGGAUAACUCGUGUCCCUACGCUACCCUACACCAGGCGGGAGGAGGAUAUGCGUCAGCUGCAUGCUUCUCGGCGGCGUGACUCGGACGACAUGAUCCGGCGUACGGAGAGUGACGACAGCCUGGUGGAGUACGGGAACGGAGGAGCGAUCGACUUCAAUGAGGACGGCUCCUUCAUCGGGCAGUACACGGGCGUCAGCAAGCACGAGCGCUCCGACAAGUCCGAGUACCACGACAGCUCCGAGGCCACCUCGCCGACCAACACCAUGUACACACUGGCGUAGAGGCCCCCACACCAGCCAAUACUAUACACGUUGGCAUAGAUACCCUCUACAGCCAACCUUAUAAACACACUGGACUAGAAGAACCAUGACGAUGACGACUCCGAGGCCACCUCGGCGGCUCAACACCAUAUACACGCUGGCGUAGAGGUCACUGCACCAGCCAAUACUAUACACAUUGGCAUAGAUACCCUCUACACAGCCAACAUUAUAAACACACUGGACUACCAUGACGGCUCCAAGGCCACCUCACCGGCCAACACCAUGUACACUCUGGCAUAGAGAUCAUCUCCUUUGCCGAUACAAGGAUACAAGGAUGUUUAUUCGUCAGAGACACUUUCAUGUCACAUGUAACGAAACACUAUACACUUUGGCCAACACCAUAUACAUAUUGGCACUGAAGCUAACACAACCCAGUAUCAUCCCAACUCGUCAAUUUCUGACUACCAGACUGCAGUUUUUGAGGUCAAGGGCAUACCUGCCAUGUCACAUGUUGACUUUGUGGCCAAAACAUAGGCCUUUCUCUAACCCUAACCGUCAGUCAAAUAGCCAUGUCUGGGUGUCCGCCAUAGCAGGUGACAACACACAUUUGUGGCUGUCCAACCAAGGGUUCCACUCAGCUGUGAGGUGGGCGGUGGAGAGUGAAUGGAUCGCUGGUUGCAUUUUCCAAUGGAGAUGUGUAGAAGUACAGUACUGAACUCUCACCUUGGUUUUUAAUGCUUGACCUUGACUCAGUUGGUUGCUACAAAAAAGUGUUGUGAAUGAAAUGUGUUGCAAGCUGGCAGAGGCGCAUCUUGUCACCAGGCUAGGCAGGCAGCUGCUUGGGGCCCCCAAGCCACCACAUGGUGAAAAACAGCUCAACUUUAAACUAUAAUAGCACGAUUUCUUUCGAAUGUUCAUUCUUUUUGGUUUUUUGCUUGGGGCCCCCACUGACACUAGAAUCCCCUCUGCAAGCUGGAGACUGUACAGUGUUUUUCCCUUCAUAACCCCUUUCAUGGAAGUGAUAAAUCCAUUCCAUGCGCUCAAUCCUGUUGUUAUCUUCCAGAACUAAAGAGCACAGAAGCGGUUACGCAACAGGCGGGCCUCUGCGCAAACGGAAGGUGAUAGUUUUAUCAUGUUGAUAACGACCAAGACUAGGUGACGGGAUUUGAUGGGAAUUCGAAGCAUUUCAAGUGUUAACGGCUCGGCCAAAGUUCUUCUGUCAGAUAUUUAUUGUCCCUUGCAGCUUAUGUGUUUUAACUUUUUUUCUAUCAGCAUAUUGUUUUAUCGGCCUAAGCUUACUAAUGAUGUUCGUAUGAGGUAGUACCUUUGCACACAGAACAUGCUGAUUCUCACUAUUUUCAUGGUCUUGAUAACUGAGGCGUAGGAACACUAGUGUGUAUUAAUGCAAAAGAGAAGUAUCUUUUUUAUACACGAUCACCAUUCCAUCUCGUUAUUCAAUGGGCAACAUCAGUACCCGUCAAUGCUGUUACAAAGAUGCAAUUUUGAAUUAGCUGAUAUCGAAAGGUCAGGAUUCCAGAUGACUUAAAUGAAAUUCUUACAUUAUAACACAGUGUUCUGUGUUGGCACUGAUAGUGUUAUAUUGCAGUGUUUUUUUUUAUCAUUUAUGGCUUUACAUUUUUGCAGAGACUGAUAUGGAGAGCCCAUUCAGAAGUUAGAAACAGGCUCUACUGUGACAAGCGGCCUUUACAUCAACUCCUACCAUACUAGU
This is a messenger RNA of Engraulis encrasicolus (European anchovy), 5648 nucleotides long. RefSeq names its product neurofascin homolog (chicken) b (gene nfascb). Lineage: Eukaryota; Metazoa; Chordata; Actinopteri; Clupeiformes; Engraulidae. The transcript is spliced from 27 exons. Gene Ontology annotation, biological process: brain development; cell-cell adhesion; axon guidance. The record is from RefSeq and is a predicted model, not a curated record. Bases 425 to 3940 code for a protein of 1171 amino acids. Gene Ontology annotation, molecular function: cell-cell adhesion mediator activity. Gene Ontology annotation, cellular component: plasma membrane; axon.